AAUGGUAUGUAUUUUACGACCUAUGAAUUCAUACAAAAUGAAUUGAAGAAAAGAAAUGCGCCAAACGAUGUUAGCCUAUUAGGGGCACUGUUCGCUGGAGGGAUCAGUGGUAUGUCUUACUGGGUGAUUGGCAUGCCUCCUGAUGUUCUCAAAAGUCGCUUACAAUCUGCUCCCGAAGGCACUUAUACGCAUGGUAUACGCAGUGUCUUCAAAGACUUGAUGGCGAAAGAAGGUGUUACAGCUUUGUAUUAUGGUGUUACAGCGGUUAUGUUACGCGCAUUUCCAGCUAAUGCUGCUUGUUUUUUCGGCAUCGAAUGUGCAAAUAAGUUAAUGGACAGGUAUGAAAGGAGUCAUUAA
This is a messenger RNA of Glossina fuscipes, 357 nucleotides long. RefSeq names its product congested-like trachea protein. Lineage: Eukaryota; Metazoa; Arthropoda; Insecta; Diptera; Glossinidae. The transcript is spliced from 2 exons. Bases 7 to 357 code for a protein of 116 amino acids. Gene Ontology annotation, molecular function: O-acyl-L-carnitine transmembrane transporter activity. The record is from RefSeq and is a predicted model, not a curated record. Gene Ontology annotation, biological process: mitochondrial transport; carnitine transmembrane transport. Gene Ontology annotation, cellular component: mitochondrial envelope.